Drosophila obscura is the source of this 549-nucleotide messenger RNA. RefSeq lists its product as uncharacterized. The coding region runs from base 157 to 549 and encodes 130 amino acids. Gene Ontology annotation, molecular function: protein dimerization activity. Lineage: Eukaryota; Metazoa; Arthropoda; Insecta; Diptera; Drosophilidae. The record is from RefSeq and is a predicted model, not a curated record. The transcript has 3 exons.
GCUACGAUUUUAGACCCGCGGUUUAAAAAAGAUGGAUUCCGGUCUAAUAAUAUAGCACAAAAUGCAGUCAUUUUAAUUGAAAAUGAGCUUGCUUCUUUGAAAAGUCAAUCUCCCGAAAAACUGCCAAUUUCACCAGAUGCUCCAGAAGAAUGUGAAAUGUCCAUUAACGAUCUACUUUUCAGUUUUUUUAAAGCCAAACACGCUGACAAAGCUGGUUCGAAAAGGGUAGAUUCUAUCAAAGCUCUUAAAACCUACAUGGAGCAGAGCCAUCUAAAUCAGGACCCUCUUGAAUUUUGGAAGAAUUUUACAGAUGAAACCGUUGGCCUUCAACAAAUAGCGAGGCACUGUCUGUUUAUUCCCGCAACUUCCAGAGAGUCUGAACCAAUGUUCAGCAAAGCGGCGGAUAUAGUUUCCGCAAAAAGGACAUUACUAAAAACAUCCAAUGUGGACAAUAUUUUAACUGGAGAUUUCAUAGUCGGAGGAAUGAAGGAGGAAGAAAAGCUGGCCUUCGAGCAGAGCUGUAGGUGUGAUCUGCAGCAUUCCUGGUAG